AGACAUCCGAAACUCCCGUCAGCCAACAAAACACCGUGCUCGCUGUCGCGAACCAGACCCGGAUCUGGAAGCGGGGUUCCCGAGGCAGAAAUGGUCACACUCAGCUAUCUCGAAAGAUAGAGUCUGCCAACAUACCUACAUACCGGGACGAACGAAUACAGAAACUAAUACUUACCAUCAGUCACCUUUAUACCUUGUCAGAAGCCCGACUACGUAACACUCUCACUAUCAGAAAACGGCUUGACUAUAUCCUAGCCAUCUCCUCCAUUCAUUCGAUGGGGGCCCGGAGUACGCGGCCCGAAAACGAGAAAUUCAGACCCAGCAGCCCGACAUCACGGUCCUCAAGCAGCGGCGUUGAUACUCCGACAGACACCACUAUGGGGGACGACUCGAAAAGCAGCUUUGAUCCUUUCGCACCCGGGGGAUCCCCCGAGAUGCACGUUGUGCCAUGGCCCGGCAAGACCUUUGCCAUCCGAGAGCACGCUGGCCAUCGGUACCUCACGCUCGUCGACGGCGAACUUCGGGCGGUGGAUAAUGUGGGCAUGCAGGGCGGGUGGUACUGGACGUGCAAAGAGCAGGGCGGCUGGCUCGGUUUCCUCAAUCCGGUGUCUGGCACGUACAUGGGCCAUAACGGCAAGGGGGAGUUCUGGGCCAAGUACAACUACCACAAGGUCCAGGAGUCGUUCUGCGCCACCCAGCACCCGCAGGGCGGUUACCUCUUGCUGACUAGGCGCGACAGUUCACUGGUAAAGAUGACUAUCGCAGAGAACGGAAGCGGCCUCGUCCAGACGGAGAGCGCAGGGACGCAAUGGGACUUCUUGGAAGUGUAGAGCCCGUUACCCGGACACCAUUCUCUCCCUCUCGCAGCGGCGGGCCAGAUGAAAGGGCCGGAAGUGUGUUGUCGUGAGGUACGUUGGACAGUGAGGUAGGAUAAUGUUCUGACGAAGGCUUCGCGGAAAACGGAUGCCAAAUUGACAAGGGAAUCGAGUGUACGGGUCGUGAAACGA
Molecule: messenger RNA, 1007 nt
Organism: Durotheca rogersii
Lineage: Eukaryota; Fungi; Ascomycota; Sordariomycetes; Xylariales; Xylariaceae
Exons: 1
Coding region: 276-830 (184 amino acids)
Source: RefSeq, a predicted model, not a curated record